AUGUCUUCGUUCCAGCUGCCUGAAGGCCACUUUCUGUUCACUUCCGAGUCGGUCGGUGAGGGCCACCCCGACAAGAUCUGUGACCAGAUCUCAGAUGCCAUCCUGGAUGCCUGCCUUCAGCAGGACCCGAACUCGAAGGUCGCGUGUGAGACCGCGGCCAAGACUGGUCUGAUCCUGGUGUUUGGUGAGAUUACCAGCAAGGCCCACCUGGACUACCAGAAGAUCAUCCGUGACACGAUCAAGGAGAUUGGCUACGACGACUCGGCGAAGGGCUUCGACUACAAGACCUGCAACGUCAUGGUCGCCAUUGAGCAGCAGUCGCCCGACAUUGCGCAGGGUCUCGACCACGGUAACCUGGAGGACCACGGUGCCGGUGACCAGGGUAUCAUGUUCGGCUACGCCUCGGACGAGUCGCCCGAGCUGAUGCCGCUCACCGUUGUGUACGCGCACAAGCUGAACCAUGCCAUGUCGGCCGCCCGCCGCAACGGCCACCUGCCGUGGCUGUUGCCCGACACCAAGACCCAGGUGACCAUCGAGUACAAGAAGGACGGUGGUGCUGUUGUGCCAGUGCGUGUUGACACGGUUGUCGUGUCGUCGCAGCACACUGAUGAUGUCAGCACCGAGGAGCUGCGCGAGAAGAUCAAGUCGGAGAUCAUUGAGAAGGUGAUCCCCGCAGACAUGCUUGACGAGCGCACCGUGUACCAUAUCCAGCCUUCCGGCCGCUUCGUGAUCGGUGGUCCCCAGGGUGACGCCGGUCUGACGGGCCGCAAGAUCAUUGUCGACACCUACGGUGGCUGGGGCGCGCACGGUGGUGGUGCCUUCUCCGGCAAGGACUUCUCGAAGGUCGACCGCUCGGCGGCCUACACGGCUCGCUGGGUCGCCAAGUCGAUUGUGAACGCUGGCCUCGCUCGCCGCUGCCUUGUCCAGCUGUCGUACGCCAUUGGUGUCGCGGAGCCGCUCUCCGUGUACGUGGACACCUACGGCACUGGCACCAAGUCGGAUGCGGAGCUGGUCGACAUUAUCCGCAAGAACUUCAACCUGAAGCCCGGUGUCAUUGUGCGUGACCUCGAGCUGCAGAAGCCCAUCUACCGCCAGACCGCCUUUGGUGGUCACUUUGGCCGCUCCGAGUUCUCAUGGGAGCAGCCCAAGACGCUGCAGUUCUAA
This is a messenger RNA of Malassezia sympodialis ATCC 42132, 1164 nucleotides long. It is a transcript of the gene SAM1, whose product is annotated as methionine adenosyltransferase. Gene Ontology annotation, biological process: S-adenosylmethionine biosynthetic process. Lineage: Eukaryota; Fungi; Basidiomycota; Malasseziomycetes; Malasseziales; Malasseziaceae. The record is from RefSeq and is a predicted model, not a curated record. Gene Ontology annotation, molecular function: methionine adenosyltransferase activity; ATP binding.